AGUUCGGAUCAGCUCAGUUCACUGGAAGAUGUCUGAGUGACCGCAAGACGCCUUCCAACAUAGUUUUUGUUAAAUUAUUUUUUUAUUUUUAACUAAAUGACCUUCGAUUUUUGAAGUUAAAUUGUGUUUUUUAGUGUUGUGUUAUUUUUCAAAAAGGAACAAUGCGUGUCCUCAUAGCGGCAGCAUUCUUGAUGCUGGCGAGAGCACAGUCCACCAUUGACCCGAAUGUACUGGCUGGCAUCUUCGGAACACCCCCAACACCGGCCCCCAAUUACGGGGGCUCUACCACGCAGAGACUUGAAGAUAUAACAGUAAAACCGACUGAAGGGCCGACCACACACGUAGAUGAGAACGGCAAAAGUUGUCAAUGUGUGCCGUACUAUUUGUGUGACGCGAACAACGUGGGAGUCGAUGUGAACAAUGCUAGUGUCACUGGAUGGGGCGUUUUGGACAUUAGGUUCGGAGAAGAUGACAACCAGCGCCAAUGUCAGGAGAGUGUGGAGGUAUGCUGCUCAGUUCCCAGGGAUCCGGCUGAUGUCCCCAAACCAGACCCCAAGCCUAAACCUGGUCAUCCAGUGGGCUGUGGUUACCGCAACCCUAAGGGAUUGGGUGGGAUUACCAUUACUGGUAAUACUGGUGGUGAGACCCAAUUCGGCGAGUUCCCCUGGGUGGUGGCGGUGAUGAGUCAGAACGGAUCCUACGCUGGUGUUGGCGUGUUGAUACACCCUCAAGUUGUGAUGACAGCCGCUCAUAUUGCUUUCAAGUUUGGAUCUAAUUUGAUACAAAAUCUGAAGAUCAGAGCUGGUGAAUGGGACACACAGACGACUAAGGAAAUAUACCCAUUCCAAGAGAGAACCGUACAAGACUACUAUAUUAAUGAAAAUUUCAUGCCAAAAAGUUUGAAGAAUGACGUGGCCCUGUUACUGUUGGAGUCGCCGGUAGAAAUAUCAGAGCACAUCAACGUCAUCUGCAUGCCUGAACAAGAUGAGGUCUUCGACAGUCAUAAGAACUGUGUGGCUAAUGGGUGGGGGAAGAGUCAUUUUGAACUCCACGACCGUUACGCCGUGAUCCUCAAGAAGGUCGAAGUUGACAUGGUGCCGAACACCAGGUGUAACGCUCUGCUGAAGAGGACCCGGCUGGGACACAACUUCCAGCUUCAUAGGAGCUUUGUAUGCGCUGGGGGAGAGGAGGGGAAAGAUACUUGCCAGGGUGACGGUGGCGCCCCCCUAGCCUGUCCUAUCGGCAACAACAGGUACAAAUUAACAGGCCUAGUUGCCUGGGGUAUAGGCUGUGGCCAGAAGGAUGUACCAGCGGUCUACGUCAAUGUACCACUCUUCAGAUCCUGGGUGGACGAUAAAAUGGCCCGGUGGGGUCUCGAAGCAACGUCUUACAGGAUAUCAAAUGUGGACUAAAAUAAGUAGUAUUAUUUACAAGCAAACACUAAACGCUGUUUAAAAAAAAAUGUUUGAAGUUUGAAUUCUAUAGACGCACCGAUCCAUCCUGAAUUUUGACAUUAGCGUAAUAUAAAUAUUAUGUCUUUCAAUAUGUAAUCGAAAAAUAAUGGAUGGAUCGGUUAUCAAUCCGCAGUUAGGUAAAGAAUGACAAUAAUAUAAUGUAAGCCGAGUCAUGAGAUUAUAUUAUAAGAAAAUAUAACCGAGACGUUCUUGGCAUUUAAGUAAAUAUUAAUAAUCUUGAUAUGACUUUUUAUUACUUAAAAUUAAGUUUAGAAAUGAAAUGCUGACAAAAUUUACAAUAAUAAUAAUGACUUAAUCAAGUGACUGAUUCAGAAGGCAGUACUCCUUGAUACGACGCGUAUUGUGAGGUUUCUGUCUCUGGGACCCUAACCACCGGUACCUUGGACCCUGUGCCCGAUAUCGGUGGCCAUCAUUUUUUAAUAUUUUUAAAUGUUUUUUUUUUUUUUUAAUAUUUAAAAAAUGUUAAUAAUAUGUUGAGAAAUAAAUAAAUGAACUACCAAUGACUUAAUCAAUUGAAUUAUUAUUUUAAGCAGUAGUUUGUUUGUUUAAUAUGUAUUAGUUUAAAAAGUCCUAUCAAGAUUGUUUAGCUUCAGUUAAGUGCCCACUCAAAUGUAGUGGCGCCCAACGUGGGGCCAAUUUUAUAAUAUUUUUUGUAUUUUUUCACAUAUUUUAGACGCAUUUUCAAAUAAAGUUUUGUUUAGACAUAAUAUUAAGUAAAAAUGCUCAAAACAUAUUUAUCUACUAAACUAUGUAACAGUCAUGUCCUUUUUACAAAUUUUGACAUUAAAUAAGAUAUUUUAAAAACUUA
Molecule: messenger RNA, 2283 nt
Organism: Helicoverpa zea (corn earworm)
Lineage: Eukaryota; Metazoa; Arthropoda; Insecta; Lepidoptera; Noctuidae
Product: phenoloxidase-activating factor 2-like
Exons: 9
Coding region: 162-1412 (416 amino acids)
Biological process (GO): proteolysis
Molecular function (GO): serine-type endopeptidase activity
Source: RefSeq, a predicted model, not a curated record